Molecule: messenger RNA, 1402 nt
Organism: Dufourea novaeangliae
Lineage: Eukaryota; Metazoa; Arthropoda; Insecta; Hymenoptera; Halictidae
Gene: TpnT
Product: troponin T-like
Exons: 13
Coding region: 159-1328 (389 amino acids)
Biological process (GO): muscle contraction; sarcomere organization; regulation of muscle contraction
Cellular component (GO): troponin complex
Molecular function (GO): tropomyosin binding
Source: RefSeq, a predicted model, not a curated record
CCGAGCUUGCGGCCAGGGUUAGCAAACUGGCACUCUCUUUCUCGUCUCAGAAUAUCGGAUUACCUUUGCAACCAGUGCAUCGUCUCGCCCCUUCGACUUCCUUUCUUUUCUAGCUUCUUCUUUCUCGCGCCCCGCAAGCACCUUAACCACCCGCAAACAUGUCUGACGACGAGGACCAAUACUCGGGUAGGGCGUCCCAAAAGGACUCUGGGGAGAAUCCCGAGUUUAUGAAGAGGCAGGAACAGAAGCGUAGCGACCUAGACGAACAGCUCAAGGAAUACAUUGCAGAAUGGCGAAAGCAGAGGGCCAAGGAGGAGGAGGAGCUGAAGAGAUUGAAGGAGAAGCAAGCGAAGCGCAAGAUCACUCGCGCGGACGAGGAGAAGAGAUUGGCCCAGAAAAAGAAGGAGGAGGAAGAGCCUCGCCAGCGUGAAAUUGAGGAGAAGAAACAACGUGACAUAGAGGAAAAGAGAAAGCGUCUCGAAGAAUCAGAAAAGAAACGCCAGGCUAUGAUGCAAGCGAUGAAGGACCAGAGCAAGAAGGGCCCUAACUUCACCAUCACCAGGAAAGAUCUGGCAGGUAACCUCACGUCGGCGCAAUUGGAGCGCAACAAGACGAAAGAACAGCUCGAAGAGGAGAAGAAAAUCUCGCUGAGCAUCCGUAUCAAACCCUUGGAAAUCGACAACCUGUCCAUUGAGAAGCUCCGGUACAAGGCUAACGAACUCUGGGAGACCAUAGUCAAGUUGGAAACCGAGAAAUACGAUCUUGAAGAGCGACAGAAACGUCAGGACUAUGACCUUAAAGAAUUAAAGGAACGUCAGAAGCAGCAACUGAGGCACAAGGCUUUGAAGAAAGGUCUUGACCCCGAAGCCCUCACCGGCAAGUACCCACCCAAGAUCCAAGUCGCCUCCAAAUACGAACGUCGCGUGGAUACCAGGUCCUACGACGACAAGAAGAAGCUUUUCGAGGGUGGCUAUGACACGCUUCUAGCGGAGUACAACGAGAAACAAUGGAAACAGAAAUCAGAACAGUUCAUGAAGCGCACCAAAACGAAGUUGCCGAAGUGGUUCGGCGAGAGGCCAGGCAAGAAAGCUGGAGACCCCGAGUCUCCGGAGGGCGAAGAAGACGUGAAGGCUGCGGCUGAAGACGAAGAACUGGAGGAACCACAGUUCGAAGAAGAAGAAGAGGAAGAGGAGGAGGAAGAGGAGGAAGAGGAAGAGGGUGGAGACGAAAAGGACGGAGAGGGCGAGGAAGAGGAGGAGGAAGAAGAGGAGGAAGAAGAGGAGGAAGAAGAGGAGGAGGAAGAGGAGGAGGAGGAAGAGGAAGAAUAGACAUCUCUUCUGACAAAUCGGCAUCUAACCACGAAUUCAAUCGAUUGAUCAUCAAACAAUCACGAAACAUCCUU